Molecule: messenger RNA, 399 nt
Organism: Capsella rubella
Lineage: Eukaryota; Viridiplantae; Streptophyta; Magnoliopsida; Brassicales; Brassicaceae
Exons: 1
Coding region: 37-357 (106 amino acids)
Source: RefSeq, a predicted model, not a curated record
AAUCUUUUCUUUAUAGAUUGGUCGAUAUACAAUAAAAUGGAGAUUGAAUCGGUGACGUGUGAAUGUUGCGGCUUAACGGAAGAUUGUACACAACUCUACAUUAGUAAUGUCAAAGCUAACUUCGCCGGAAAAUGGCUAUGUGGGCUUUGUUCCGAGGCGGUGAGUGAUGAGUUCAGCCGUAGUCCGAAGACUACGACGGUGGAGGAAGCUGUUAAUGCUCAUGUGUCUUUUUGUGGCAAGUUUAACGCUAAUCCGGCAGAACUUGUUGCUGACGGCAUGAGACAAAUGCUACGGAGGAGGUCCGGUGAGUUAUCGCCGAAGAAGUCCAAGAAGUUCGGAAGAUCUUACACUACGUAAUUAUGUGUAUUCAUCUUUUCUUCUCAUUUUGUUCUUUUUAGU